Messenger RNA from Annulohypoxylon truncatum, 1178 nucleotides. RefSeq lists its product as uncharacterized. The coding region runs from base 19 to 999 and encodes 326 amino acids. The transcript has 2 exons. The record is from RefSeq and is a predicted model, not a curated record. Lineage: Eukaryota; Fungi; Ascomycota; Sordariomycetes; Xylariales; Hypoxylaceae.
CACCAAUUCUUAGCAAAGAUGUCGCGUAUGGCAUCGGCGUUCGCGGAGCUCCUGCAACCGUCUCUGAGUUCCCGAACAGUGUUUGUGAAAUGCGUCCCUACGCCUACAACCUUCUUCGAGCGCCGAGCUGUCCUACGAGCUGUCCAAAAGCUUUCGCACGAGACUGUUGAGACCUUCAAGAAGCUCGAAGAUAACUCUUCUUACAUUGUAGUCACAACCAAACCAGGCACCGCGAGCGGCCUAGUGAACGAUUCACCCAUCACGCGCGUUGUCAUCUCGCAAGAUCCGAAUACCGCUAGAGAUCCAACUACCUCUUCAUGGGGUGCCGAAUAUGAUGUGCGAGGGUCUAUAACUACCCCUAUCGACCCGAUACCACCUUCCAGGGCGACAAAGAACACUCCCUCCCUUGAGGAACUAGGCAUAUCCUAUAUAACAUUCACCUUACACAUGUUUGCCGCGAAUAGGUCAUACUACCAUAACCAUGCAAUCAAGCAGAAUCCCCUACACGGGCCAUGGCCACCGAAUGAUGGACCGGAGACAUUCAUGGCGGCCGCUUUGCGCCAGUGCGUACCGGCAGGCGCCAUGGCUCCGGCGUUACGGGACUGGGAUGCUGCCAAACAACUGUCGCGAGACUCCACGAGUUUCGCGGAGGAGAGGGCCGAGGGGGCAGCGACUGUCUUGCUCGGGAAAAAGCGUCUUACGUCUACGGAAGUUUUCCUGAUGGAACGGAUUAGGGCGCGGCGGAAUGAUGCUAAGAUACCGGCUGUUAUGAGAAGUUUGGUUGCGUUCGCAAACGAAACGAUUCGGGAUCAACCGCCUGUUGAUCCGCUCCCCGAUAAAACUUCGUCUAGAAAACUCGAUGAUUGGUCGCUCAAGUCUAAUCCUAGCGUGGGUUUAGAUGCCUCAACUCAUGACGCACCUGAUGCAUUUGGUGGCACCCCUUCAGAUCGUGAGGACCUACCACCGAAUCCAAUCGAAACAGAAACCAAAGGAGAAUGAUCUAAAGGGUAGAUGGCUGUCCGAAAUUACUCUUUUCUACACCUAAGGGUCGCAAGGAUGCCAUAUUGAAACCUUCAUUCCGUCGAUUGAGAUAUACAUUCGAGCCAAUUAUGUUCGGGAAGGAUCAUUCAAUGAUCAAGUCCAACGCGACAUGAGAUCUAUUUUCAAGCCCUCGAUAU